AUGCCGGUGUGUUCCUACUACCUGAAAGGGAUCUGCAGCAACAGCAACUGCCCCUACAGCCACGUCUACGUGUCCAGGAAGGCAGAGGUGUGCCAGGAUUUCCUCAAGGGAUAUUGUCCCAUGGGAGAGAAGUGCAAGAAGAAGCACACGCUGGUUUGUCCCGACUUUGCCAAGAAGGGCGUCUGUCCCAAAGGUGUCCGCUGCAAACUCCUGCACCCCCACAAGAGGCGUCACCCUCAGGAGGUGGCAGGCGAUGGAGACCACCCCAACCCCCCUGCCAAGUGGAGAUGGGCCAAGGAGAAACCGGAGAGGAAGGAUCCAGCUCAGCUCCACGAUGAUGGGGAAAUUCCCGGCCCUUCCGGCGCGGAGCAGGAGGGGAAUUUGCGGAAGGAGGAGGACACCAAGGCGACGAGCUGCCUGCAGAAGCUCCCGUCCUUCAUCUCCCUCCGAUCCCCGGAGUAUCCCGGAUUCCAGGGCUGCAAAGUGGAGAAGGAUGAGGAUGAGCCAGAGGAGAAGCCAGGCACCACUAAAAGGAAGAGGAUUUUGACCCGGGAAUCCUCGGAGGACUCGGAGAACACCCGUGUGGAAGGUGCCAGAGGCAAACGGUUGCAGAUCAAGCCCCGGCUGUGAGGAAUUCCCGAUCCCGGGAAUUCCCGAUCCCGGGACAGCCGACCCGCUCAGGAACCGGAGAGCCGGGCACGACCUGGCACCUACCUCAGGACGCCGUGCCCAGGCACGGCACCCCCUUCUCCUCCCGCUUUUCCAAGGGGACACCAUCUGGACAAGGAGCAGGAUGGGAAUACAUUCGCUCGUUCCCGCCGGGAAUUCCCGCCGGAAGCGGCUCUGUUGGGAAUCUUUUGCGUUGACCAAUAAACCACCCUUUGUCAGUCGGUUUGUUCGGAGGGCAAGUCCUGCCA
Molecule: messenger RNA, 917 nt
Organism: Empidonax traillii (willow flycatcher)
Lineage: Eukaryota; Metazoa; Chordata; Aves; Passeriformes; Tyrannidae
Product: zinc finger CCCH domain-containing protein 3-like
Exons: 5
Coding region: 1-630 (209 amino acids)
Cellular component (GO): nucleus
Molecular function (GO): metal ion binding
Source: RefSeq, a predicted model, not a curated record